AUGGCCACCGCGCUUGCAUCUCCCGACUCCGGCCGGAGCUCCGAUAGCAGCUCGCUGGACGGCGCUGCGACCGAAAAGCAGAAGCUCGCUUUGAACGGCAUCACAGCCACCACAAAAACAAAGACCAAGAGCAAAAAGUCCCGAAAGUCCAAGAAAGAUGCUCAAGGAAACGACCUCUCCGAGCUAAACGAUACCGCAGCCGCCCCCAAGCGCUGGAAAAGCUUCUGGACCGCCUUCCGCUACUUGGCGAAUCUUAACCAGAAGGAGGUCGAUGAUUUCAUGGCCUCCUAUGUCAUCUACAACCUGGACUGGUCCAACGAGCAGCAAAUGGUCGAGACCCUGGGUCCCAAUUACCAGGAGAAAGUUGGUGACUGUUUGAAAUCGUACUAUGGCGUGCUGAAUCAUCUCUGCGCCCUUGGUGACGUCGAGAAGAUGUACAUCCCGCCCUUCAUGAGUCGCAAAGCCACCGUGCUCGAGAACCAGUUGCUCUACGAGGUGUCUAUCGCGCGCGACCUCGAGCUGAAACCCGGCGACCGCGUGCUGGAUCUAGGCUGUGGUCGCGGGCGUGUCGCAGCACAUAUGUCCGCUGUUUCCGGCGCACACAUCACGGGCCUCAACAUCGACCCGAACCAGAUCGCGCAGGCGCGCGAUUUCAACGCGAAGCAGGGCUUCACAGAAAACAAGUUCGUCGAGCAGGACUUCAACGCCCUCCCGCUUCCCUUCGCCGACUCCUCCUUCGACGCCUUCUAUCAGAUCCAGGCGUUCAGCUUGUGCAAGGACCUGCGCAAACUGUGCGCGGAGAUCUUCCGCGUGCUCAAGCCUGGCGCGCGCUUCUCCAUGCUCGACUGGGUGUCCUUCGACGCCUACGACCCGCAGAACCCCGAACAUGACGCGCUGAUGCGCCGCGUAAAACCGCUCAUCGGUGCCGUCGGCACGCCCACGCCCAAACUCCUCGAGGACGCUCUCACCGACGCCGGGUUUAGCGUGGUGAAAUCGGAUAAUGCUAGUUUGGACGGGUUGCAGGCGCCGCUGAUCGAGACGGUGGACACGUACUUCCGCACGAUGCGCGGGGUGAUCCUUGCGUUGGUUAAGGUGCGCGUGUUGCCGCCGCACUUCAAGACGCUCAUUAACCGGCUUUGUCUGGACGGUGAGGCGUUUGUGGAGAUGGACUAUAAACGGUUGAUCACGACGAGUUAUCGCAUUAUCGCGCAGAAGCCGCGGUAG
Molecule: messenger RNA, 1224 nt
Organism: Aspergillus chevalieri
Lineage: Eukaryota; Fungi; Ascomycota; Eurotiomycetes; Eurotiales; Aspergillaceae
Product: class I SAM-dependent methyltransferase
Exons: 1
Coding region: 1-1224 (407 amino acids)
Biological process (GO): ergosterol biosynthetic process
Cellular component (GO): endoplasmic reticulum
Molecular function (GO): sterol 24-C-methyltransferase activity
Source: RefSeq, a predicted model, not a curated record